Messenger RNA from Chanos chanos (milkfish), 579 nucleotides. RefSeq names its product ADP-ribosylation factor-like 4Cb (gene arl4cb). The transcript has a single exon. Gene Ontology annotation, molecular function: GTP binding; GTPase activity. The coding region runs from base 1 to 579 and encodes 192 amino acids. Lineage: Eukaryota; Metazoa; Chordata; Actinopteri; Gonorynchiformes; Chanidae. The record is from RefSeq and is a predicted model, not a curated record.
AUGGGCAACAGUUUCUCCAACAUAUCAGCUUUCCAGUCUCUCCAUAUUGUGAUGCUGGGUUUGGAUUCCGCCGGUAAAACAACUGUCUUAUACAGACUUAAAUUCAACGAGUUCGUCAAUACUGUGCCAACGAUUGGAUUUAAUACAGAAAAGAUUAAACUAAGCAAUGGCACGGCAAAAGGGAUAAGUUGUCAUUUCUGGGACGUUGGUGGUCAGGAAAAACUACGUCCUUUGUGGAAAUCUUACAGUAGGUGCACUGAUGGCAUCAUUUAUGUUGUGGACUCUGUGGAUGUGGACCGACUGGAGGAGGCGAAAACGGAGCUACACAAAGUCACCAAAUUUGCCGAGAACCAGGGGACGCCUUUGCUUGUGAUAGCUAAUAAGCAGGACCUGCCGAAAUCUUUGCCCGUGGCAGACAUAGAGAAACAGCUGGCGCUCCACGAGCUUACUCCAUCAACAACAUAUCAUGUUCAACCUGCCUGUGCUAUUAUUGGUGAGGGAUUACAUGAGGGAAUGGACAAACUCUAUGAAAUGAUAGUUAAAAGACGGAAAUCUCUGAAACAGAAGAAGAAGCGAUAA